This is a messenger RNA of Chaetomium strumarium, 1683 nucleotides long. RefSeq lists its product as uncharacterized. The coding region runs from base 1 to 1488 and encodes 495 amino acids. The transcript has 4 exons. The record is from RefSeq and is a predicted model, not a curated record. NCBI's taxonomy places the organism in Eukaryota, Fungi, Ascomycota, Sordariomycetes, Sordariales, Chaetomiaceae.
AUGCGUCUACUUCAUCCAACGGCACUGGAGCUGAGGCAGUUCCAUAGCAGUAGCGAUUGCCCUCCAUAUGCCAUUCUGUCGCAUACCUGGGGUCCCGAGGAGGUGACCUUCCAGGAGAUCACGUCACCCGAACGCGCUCAGAAGCUCAGCACGAUGGCACCUUCACGGCCAAUAGCCGCAUCGGAUUAUUCGGAGGUACUUUGGUCUGCAUACGAAGAAGACAUAGUCGUACUCAGCACUUGGGGCCGUUGGGAGGACUCGCAAGCCCUGGAACUCUGCAGCAGGCCGCCCGAAGAAUCGCUCAACUAUCCUACGACGAUUGCGCCGAAGCGGGAUCAGAUGCGGGACGGAACCUCGGAACCGGAGCCGUGCGAACGAGGAUGUGGAAGCCCGCCGACAGCGAAAUCGUGGGAGGCCCGGUGGUUCGAAGCCCCCGGCAGCCUCAACGGUAUCCCCGUCCGCGCACUACCGGAUUCGGGCUCUUCCAUCAACGCCAUCUCGGAGGAAUUUGCUCGACGCCACGGCUUUGAUAUCAUUCCCGGCGGGGUCCCUAUCGAUCUCCUGGGAAAAAGAAAGGCUGAGAUCAUUGGACGAGUCACGGCCGACUUCCAGUUCAGAGGCGAGAGGCAGGUAUUCCGCCGCGAGUUCUAUGUCUUACGGGAGAGCCUCUGCAAGGUGGUGUUGGGGGGCGCGUUUCUGCGAGAGACUGGAACCACCGGUCUGUCCAGUGGCAGGAUUGUCGAGCGCGUGCGGCCGCUUCUUCGGAGCGGCAACCGCUUUUGCUUGCUGCACGAAUCGCCCCAGGACCACCAUAUCCGGUGUUCCGUGAACGGAUCCGCCGCAUCGGCGUUCCCGGAUACCGGCUCUGACCUGAUGCUCGUGUCGGGGAACUUUGCGCGCCGCAACGGGUUCAAAAUUCAUAGCGAGGAUCGGUACCGGCGGGAACUCGUCCCGAUCGAUGGCUCUAGCAUCUGGACCGAUGGAAUGGUGCUCAACGCUCGGUUGGAGUUAGACAUCCCACCAAGCUCCAGACCCUCAAUGGAGUACGAUGCGUAUCUUGAUCUGGUGGCCGGCAUGUCAUAUGCUGAUCGCGCCACUGGAGGGUUGGACAGAACAACCUUCAUCUGUGACCUUCACCUCGUCGAGGAUCUCCCUUGCGACAUCAUCCUCAGCGGAGAGUUUGUUUUCCAACACCACGUGCUGGACCGGUUCAAGAGCCCCUUCUCCGCUAGUCCAUUGCCACCAACACCAUCCACUCCCUUGGCGUCGUCCGGGACAACCGCCAUUAGACGGCAACGCCAUCAGUUCAAUUCCUCUGCAGCAGAGCGUACCAUGGGCAACACGAUGGAGAGUGGAAGAGGACCGGAGGAACCGAGUUUACUUGUGGAUAUCACAAUUGCCGGAGUCCCGGAAACGAUUGGAGCAAGCCAGGGAGGACAGCAGACGGGCUACAUGGGACAGAGAGAACCCACGGCCGCGGCUCACUAGUGUCUGAUGGAUAACCAAAGAAAGAAACAUCGUAGGAGUGAAGACAAGAAGGUGGUUUUCGAAGCUGGUUUACCCACAUAAAGCCAGGGCACUCUACAUCAUUUUCUGAGACCUUAGUAACGACGACUUGGAUAGUAUCUCCUUCGCUCAGAUAUGUAACUGUUUAUAGCACCAAUGUCGCUAGGGAAAUGCAAG